Messenger RNA from Penicillium maclennaniae, 933 nucleotides. RefSeq names its product putative mitochondrial oxaloacetate transporter (Oac). The transcript is spliced from 6 exons. The coding region runs from base 1 to 933 and encodes 310 amino acids. The record is from RefSeq and is a predicted model, not a curated record. Lineage: Eukaryota; Fungi; Ascomycota; Eurotiomycetes; Eurotiales; Aspergillaceae.
AUGUCUACAACAACAGGUGCAUUCCUUGCUGGAGGUAUCGCGGCAUGCGGUGCCGUUACCGUCACCCACAGCUUUGAGACAGUUAAGAUUCGCCUACAAUUGCAAGGUGAAUUGCAAGCGAAGAAUGAUGGUGUGAAGAAGUAUCGCGGUGUCUUGCACGGCGUCAAGGUCAUUCUGCAGAAUGAAGGCCCGCGCGGCUUGUUCCGAGGCAUUGGAUCUGCGUACUUCUACCAGGUCCUGCUCAAUGGUUGCCGUUUGGGAUUCUACGAACCAAUUCGAGCCACCGUCACCAAUGCCGUAUAUAGCGACCCUAAGGUUCAGUCCCUUGCUGUCAAUGUCUUUGCUGGUGCUGCAUCCGGUGUGAUCGGUGCCGCAGCAGGCUCGCCCUUCUUUCUAGUAAAGACGCGCCUGCAAUCCUACUCGCCUUUCCUCCCCGUCGGUACCCAGCACAAUUACAAGAACUCAAUCGACGGCCUCAGCAAGAUUUACAAGAGUGAGGGCGUCAAGGGAAUCUACCGUGGUGUUGGCGCAGCCAUGAUUCGCACGAGUUUUGGGAGUGCUGUCCAGCUUCCCACAUACUUCUUUGCCAAGCGCCGCUUGACCAAGCACCUUGGCAUGGAAGAGGGACCUGCUUUGCAUCUUGCCAGUAGUGCAUGCUCUGGCUUUGUUGUCUGCUGUUUCAUGCACCCUCCUGACACUAUCAUGGCUCGCAUGUACAACCAGACUGGUAAUCUCUACCAGGGAGUGUUUGACUGCUUGUUUAAGACCAUUCGGACGGAAGGUUUCCUGGCCAUCUACAAGGGCUUCUUCGCCCACCUCGCAAGAAUCUUGCCUCAUACCAUCUUGACUCUCAGCCUUGCUGAACAGACUAACAAGCUGAUGCGCCGAGUAGAGGACCGGUUCUUGCCCGAUUCACUUCGCGACAAGCUUUGA